AUGGGAGACGAAGAUAUUUCCGCUCUCGUUAUUGAUAACGGAUCUGGUAUGUGUAAGGCUGGGUUUGCCGGUGAUGAUGCUCCUCGAGCUGUCUUUCCGUCCAUCGUUGGUCGUCCACGUCACCAAGGUGUCAUGGUUGGUAUGGGACAAAAAGACAGUUACGUCGGUGAUGAGGCCCAGUCCAAAAGAGGGAUUCUCACCCUAAAGUACCCUAUUGAACACGGAAUCGUCACCAACUGGGAUGACAUGGAAAAGAUUUGGCACCAUACAUUCUACAAUGAAUUGCGUGUUGCGCCUGAAGAACAUCCUGUUCUGCUCACCGAGGCCCCAUUGAACCCAAAAGCAAACAGAGAGAAGAUGACGCAGAUUAUGUUUGAAACAUUCAACACACCUGCUAUAACGACGGGUAUUGUGUUGGAUUCUGGAGAUGGCGUCUCCCAUACCGUCCCCAUCUAUGAGGGUUAUGCCCUACCUCAUGCGAUCAUCCGUAUGGACCUGGCCGGGCGUGACUUGACCGACUACCUGAUGAAAAUUCUGACGGAACGUGGUUAUAGUUUUACCACAACUGCCGAACGCGAGAUUGUUCGUGAUAUCAAAGAGAAACUGUGCUUUGUAGCCUUGGAUUUCGAACUAGAGAUGCAAACAGCGGCGUCCAGCUCUGCACUUGAGAAAAGCUAUGAACUGCCUGAUGGUCAGGUAAUCACGAUAGGAAAUGAGCGAUUCAGAUGUCCGGAAACCCUGUUCCAACCGGCCUUCAUUGGAAUGGAAAGUGCUGGAAUUCAUGAGACUGCCUAUAGUUCAAUCAUGAAAUGUGAUGUAGACAUUCGUAAAGAUUUGUACUCCAACAUUGUUCUCUCCGGUGGCACCACAAUGUUCCCGGGUAUUGCGGAUCGUAUGCAGAAAGAAAUCACCCAGUUAGCACCACCAACAAUGAAAAUCAAAAUCGUUGCACCACCCGAGCGCAAGUACUCGGUCUGGAUUGGCGGUUCUAUUCUUGGCUCGCUUUCAACUUUCCAACAGAUGUGGAUAUCGAAAAAUGAGUAUGACGAAUCGGGUCCAUCGAUUGUGCACAGGAAAUGUUUCUAA
Opisthorchis viverrini is the source of this 1086-nucleotide messenger RNA. RefSeq lists its product as hypothetical. The record is from RefSeq and is a predicted model, not a curated record. Lineage: Eukaryota; Metazoa; Platyhelminthes; Trematoda; Opisthorchiida; Opisthorchiidae. The transcript has 2 exons. Bases 1 to 1086 code for a protein of 361 amino acids.